AUGAGCUUCCAUCAAGGGGAGGAUAUCUCUGAUGAUAUCGAUUCCAUCCUGUCAGCAUCAGUCGCUGAUGAUGAUGAGGAGGAAGACGGCUAUGACGGCUACUCCAGCAGAUUCUCCCUCGACUCCGUGUCCGUCUCGGACGACGUCCGCGACUACAUUUUCGAGAACUCGCGGCGCUACCACAAGUACUACGACGGGCUGUACCACUUCCCCAAUGACGACGCCGAGCAGGAGCGCGAGGAUCUGCAGCAUGCCAUGGUCAUCCUCCUCUGCGAAGGUAAGCUGCACUUCGCGCCGCUAGACAACCCCCAGUCCGUACUCGACAUCGGCACCGGGACAGGUAUUUGGGCCAUAGAAAUGGGCGACGAGUACCCUCAGGCAGAUAUCUUGGGCAUAGACCUCAGCCCAAUACAGCCGCUAUGGGUGCCCCGAAACGUGCAGUUCCUCGUGGACAAUGUAGAGGAGGAGUGGGUUCAGCCGGCGAACUCGCUGGACUACAUCCAUUCGCGCCAGAUGGCGCCGUCGAUACGGGACUGGCCUACCAUUUUCUCGGAAGCGUAUAAUCACUUCCUCGCCACAAGCAAGCAUGGCUUACCCGUAGUCUCCCCCAAAAGAGCCCUCAAGCCCGGCGGCUGGAUCGAGAUCCAAGACCUGAAGUGCAUCACGAGGUGCGAGGACGCGCUCCCCGCCGACGAGCCGUGCCACCGCUUCACCAGCACCCUCGUGCAGGCCCUGCGCGGCCUCGGCAUCGACUGCAUCCACUCCAUCGACCACUACGAGCCCUGGCUGCGCGCCGCCGGCUUCGCCAACGUCCAGACCGCCACCCUCAAGGCCCCCCUCGGCACCUGGCCCGACAACGCCCACGACGCCAAGAUCGGCCUCUUCAAUCGCAACAUGAUCUACAGCGGCCUGCACGCCUUCAGCAUUCGCCCCUUUACCCACGGGCUCGGAUGGACGCCCGAGGAGGUCGAGGUCUACCUUGUCGAUGUGAGGAAGAGUCUGCUGACGUCGCAGGCGCGGCUGUACUUUCCCUGGGUCGCGGUGUGGGCGCAGAAACCGCUUGAGCCGGUGGUGGGAGGGGAGCCCAACGCCGCGGGGCCGAUAGGGGUGCCGUCGACGUGA
Molecule: messenger RNA, 1122 nt
Organism: Hypoxylon fragiforme
Lineage: Eukaryota; Fungi; Ascomycota; Sordariomycetes; Xylariales; Hypoxylaceae
Product: S-adenosyl-L-methionine-dependent methyltransferase
Exons: 3
Coding region: 1-1122 (373 amino acids)
Molecular function (GO): methyltransferase activity
Source: RefSeq, a predicted model, not a curated record